UGUCUGUCAGACUCACAGACUAUCACACAAUCAGUCGUUUGUUUUCAAAACAAUUUGUAUCACUAAUCAGUUACCAAUCAAUUCACUAAUCACUGGACAUUGCAUGAGAUAUUUGCGUUCAUUUGUCACCAAUUGUUAGCAAACAGUGUUUUAUCGACAAAAUGGGCAAAGAUUGUGAAUCGGAUGAGUUGCUGAAGAAGCGGUUCAAAGAGUUGAUAAGUGAUCUCAAUUUGGACAAAACCAGUGCCGACGAGGCCUGGCUCUCGUACCAGAGGAUUGGCAUCAACUACACUCUCGAGGGAGAUCAGUUACACUGGUUGUCGUGCGCGGUAUACGUGGCCUGUCGUAAGUGUGUGACACAAACGGUGGGAAAAGUGGUGAAAAUUGAGGGCAAUUUGGUUUCGUUGACUCGUUUGCUCCGCUUCUGUAAACUCAGUUUGGUGCAGUUCUUCAGCAAAAUGAAGAAGUGGGCCGAUAUGGCCAACUUGUCGGUCGAUAUGCGACAAAAGGUGAACCAUUUGGAGCGCAACUUCAAUGUCUCCACCAAUAUCUUCGUUAAGUACAAAGAGAUCUUUGAAAACGUCUUCAGAGAUCCCACUGUUGUGGUCAACAAAAAUGCUAAGAAUCGCAAGCAGAGUCGCAAGCAAUCCAUCUCUUCGGCCGAGAUUUUCUCGUUUUGCUGGACUCUCUUCGUUCAAAUCAAAGCCAAUUUCCCGCAAAUAAGCGACGAUUUGGUCAACUCUUUCCACUUAUUGCUCGCGUGUAUUGAUUACUGUUAUUGCAAUUCACUGCUCGUCGACAAUGCAAUCGAGUUAUUGAAUCCUAACUUUAGCGAGGUGUCCAAAGAUUUAGCUGAAGACGGUUCCAAAAAGAGUGACCGCCAGCCCUGCAUAAUACAGGCGCUGUGCGACAAAUGGAAGGCUAUAUCACUGGAGGCCAAGACUAUCAAAGAGCACUGGUGUAAGCCAUGCAUCAAACGUAUGGUAGAAAAAGACAACCUCAAGAUCAAGAACUGUGGCUUGAGUGCCACGGAUUUGCAUGAACUCCUGCAGAGCAGACAGAACCACAAGAACGCUGAUCAGCCAAACCCUAACUCUUUGGUGCCGACCACUCCUCUCACAAAUCGCCAGUAUUUGAGCCAAAGACCGAACAUCACUCCAAUGACUCCGAUAGCCAGCGCUACGAAUAGCGUGAGUCGACUUCAGUCCAUACUAUUGGAGAGAAAGGAUGAGCCGUCGGAAGCGCUCGAAUCCAUAUUCAAACUCUGCAUUAGAAACCCAAAGGAAAAGAUUAGAGUCUUAUUGAAGGCAAUGGGAGAUAAGUUUCUCAAUGCAUACAAUAACGAUAUGCAGUCCUCAUCCCCGGCCUCUAGAAUGCUAUCCAGCAAUGAAGAGAUGGGUCCGCCUUCGCCCACACCUAACGCACAAAACGACGAAUUUUCCAAAAAACGCUUAAAGCUAUCGAUUAGUUUUUACUACAAAUCUCUGGAAAAUAUUUUGUUGAGUGAAAAGAAGAGAAUCCCUUCGGAAAAGCUGAGCGAAAGUCUGACAACGAUUCUCGAGAAGGAUUCGUUUCACUUGUCUUUGUUCUGCUGUUCCCUUGAGAUCGUGCUCUUCUCAUACAACUCGAGACAAACGUUUCCAUGGGUUGUGGAGGUGUUCUCAGAGGCAACUGAUCUCCGUUUACAUCCCUUUAACUUCUAUAAAGUAAUCGAACCCAUCAUUCGUGAAGAGGACGGCCUCUCCAGAGAUGUCGUCAAACAUCUCAAUUCGAUCGAAGAGAAGAUUCUGGAGAGCAUGGCCUGGAAGUCAGACUCACCCCUUUGGGACCUCAUUCGCACCAAUGGCUCCGUCAGAGCAUACGUGCCCUCAUGUGUCGAAGUGUCGCUUCCCAUGAAUACCUCCGGAAGCACUCCAUCUUCUGUUUUCAAUUCUCCGAUCUCUCAUCUCAAGAAAAAUGAGAUCCAUUUGACCACCGGUUCCAUCACUGAUCGAUUCGCGUCUCCGUUCAAGAGUUCGGCCAAAAGACAACUCUUCGGUUCUAUCAAAUCGGAGUCUCCGACCACAUCAACAGCCGGUGCUUCACAAACGGGACAUAUCGUGCAAAUGGUGAUUCCGGGUCAGUCCAUACCAUUUAGUCUAUAUUGGCGUCAAUUUUACUUACGUUUUGUUGUUAAUUCAGCCAAAAUAGGAAACGGCGAAAUACAGUACAUUCAGGUGCCGGCCAUUGCUCUCACUUAUUCCCAACAGAGCCCUAGCAAUCAAACGGAGACCACUGUCACCGAAAAUACUAAACCAGUGAAGUCGGGACCAAUUGGUCUCUUCUUCCGAAAGGUCUACACUAUGGCUGGACUGCGACUCCGAGACCUAUGCGAUCGCCUCAACAUUGGCGACGAAGACAUUCGUAAGAAAAUCUGGACCUGUUUUGAGCACUCGCUUCGACAGCACACAGACCUCAUGCGUGACAGACAUUUGGAUCAGAUAAUAAUGUGCGCCUUCUAUGCCAUCUGCAAAGUGACGAAACAGAGUCAGACAUUUCAGGACAUUAUGAAGUGCUAUCGACUCCAACCACAGGCGGCCAGUCAUGUUUACAGAAGUGUUUUAAUGAGUUCUAUCCGAAGACGGCGUCACUCGGGAAGCAGUGACACGAGCCGUAACUCGGGCUCGAGUUCACCGCUUAUGCAGGAGGAAAGGGAUCGCAUUCGUUCGUCGAGUACUCUACCAGUGCCCCACCCCAACAGUCAGCCCCCGACCCCCACACGCGUUGCCGGCACUGGAACUCAAUUCGAGUUCGAAGAGCGCGGGGAUGUCAUUAUGUUUGGGAUCGCAUUCGUUCGUCGAGUACUCUACCAGUGCCCCACCCCAACACCCCCGACCCCCACACGCGUUGCCGGCACUGGAACUCAAUUCGAGUUCGAAGAGCGCGGGGAUGUCAUUAUGUUCUACAAUAACGUCUAUUUGCCUGAACUUACCGUUAAAUACAUAAUGAAAUUCUCACCGAAUAUUUCCGAAUCGCCUCCACUCUCACCGUUGCCGCGACUCAACGCAAACCCGAUGUCUCCCUAUCGACGAGUGUCUCAACGCUUUCCGCUGUAUAUCUCUCCCCUAAAGACAGCGAACUUCCCGCCGUCACCCAACCGGCCGAUGUCCUACCGGUUCCAAAGCAGUCCCGCCAAAGACUUGCGGGCCAUCAAUACUAUGAUGAGAGGCGGGUCGUCGUCUCAGAGGGUAAGCAAACGGAUACUACAGGACGACAUCGAGAUCGGAAAGAUCAGCGAAACAAAGUUUAGUCAACAAAACCAUUACAUUCGGGAAGCGAUGACUCGACUCAGGAAUCUUAGGGGCGAACCGACCAUUGCUUUGAACCGAAUCGCCACUAAUGGCGACCAAAAUGUGGUCACAAAUCAUAAUCAUUUGAAAUUGAGUUACGAAAAGGAUCUGAAGCUCACUCUAUACAGACAUUGGAGUCUAUACGAGAGUCUUCGGCACACAAUGUAUAUCUCCAGCAAAUUCAAGAUAUGGAGACUCAGAGGACACAAGCGUUUGCUGGCAUUCCUCGCAGAACUCGGACUUCCGUUAUCUCAAUGCAAACAGAAGUUCUCGUCAAUGGAUUUGGAGCUCAGGAAUAACGUGAAGCAAUGGAUCGAAGACUUGAGCACUAAAUACCAGUUGCAGCAGAUCAUUGGCCACUCAUUCAUCGCGAACCGCGGCUUUAAACAUAAAUACAACUCCAAUGACGUGGCCUUCGCCGCCAGGGCUCUGCUCGAGUCGGCCGACAGAGACAAACGCGUGAACCAGAAGUUCUUCGACGCCAUCGACUGUCUGUCGCCGAAUAACAUGGAAUUACUGGACAAAGGGUUGGAUUCGGCGAAACUCCAGUUGUCGGCCAUCUUAAAGCAGGUGCAGGUGAUUGUGGACGCACACAAGAUAUCGCUGCUCAAUGACGUGCUCUGGUAUACCAUCAUUCCUGAGAGCACUCCCGACGCCAACCUCUUCUGCUACUCGGGUGCUCUCAACCUAUUGUCUCAAUACGUAUUGCACGCAUUGGCCGCAACCAAUCCCAAGAGCAAGAAAAGCAUUCGUCUGCCUCUGGUUCUCAUUACACCGAACCCUAACAGACCGGGAAUGGCGAUGGCCUGUGGCAUCCCUCCCAUCAACUCAAUCAAUAACGGACUUAAUUUCUUCAGCAAAGCUUACAUUCAAAUCAGAGAUAAGUUAGAAGAGUGCCAAAUAGAGCACGAUUUGGUCGACCCCUGUGUGGCGCACCUGCCCUACCCUCAGGCCAUCAACUUUCUCAAUGAACUCUCAUUACUACUCUAUUGA
Oppiella nova is the source of this 4322-nucleotide messenger RNA. The record is from the annotation of a GenBank genome assembly. NCBI's taxonomy places the organism in Eukaryota, Metazoa, Arthropoda, Arachnida, Sarcoptiformes, Oppiidae.